UCCUCGGAGGGACCCAGGCCUCAUCUACAUUGAUCGAAUGGGCCAUGUCAGAGCUGAUGAGGAACCCCAAGAUAAUGAAGAAAGCACAGAAGGAGGUGAUGGAAAAGCUGAAGGGAAAGAACAGGAUACAAGAGACCGACGUCGUGGAGCUGAACUACCUCAAGUCGAUCGUUAAGGAGACAGUAAGGCUUCACCCACCUACCACGUUGAUACCAAGAAUGUGUAGGAAGACGUGUGAGGUGCUCGGCUACGAGAUAGAAGCCGACACUCUAGUCUUGGUCAAUGCAUGGGCGAUCAACAGAGAUCCACAGUACUGGGAAGAGGCCGAGAGCUUCAGGCCGGAGAGGUUUGAAAGCAAAUCCAUUGAUUUCAGAGGAGGUAACUUCGAGUACUUACCGUUCGGUGCUGGAAGAAGGAUAUGCCCUGGAAUGGAGUUUGGGCUCGCCACCGUACACCUAUCCUUGGCGCAGCUCCUCCUCUACUUCGACUGGAAGCUGCCCGAUGGCAGGAAACCAGAGGAGUUGGACAUGAGCGAGACCUACGGACUCACUAUAACAAGGAAAACUGAGCUGAAGCUGUUUGCAACUCCUUGUAUUCUCAUCCCUUCUACUGUUUAAGGCUUACAGUGUGUUUAAUGGGUGUUGCCUGUGAACCAAACGGGACAUGUAUCCCACUACCGUAUCUUCAAAAUUAUGUAUAUAUAUGUGUGUGCUUAUGUCCGGAUAUAUGAAACUUA
Messenger RNA from Musa acuminata subsp. malaccensis (wild Malaysian banana), 736 nucleotides. Its product is annotated as cytochrome P450 CYP71D312-like. The record is from RefSeq and is a predicted model, not a curated record. Lineage: Eukaryota; Viridiplantae; Streptophyta; Magnoliopsida; Zingiberales; Musaceae. Gene Ontology annotation, molecular function: monooxygenase activity; iron ion binding; heme binding.